UCCCCAAAUUAAACAAAACACACAAACACGCAGCGAAUUAGGGAAAUCGAAUCGAGAUGGCAAUGCGCGGCGGCGAGAGGAGCGGAGUGAGGGUGGUGAUAAUCAACACCGAGUACGUGGAGACGGACGCGGUGAGCUUCAAAUCGGUGGUGCAGAGGCUCACCGGGAAAGACGCGGCGGCGGCGGCGGAGUCUCGGCCGGGAAUUGGAAACGAGGCCGGGUUCUGGAAGGCGCCGGGGCUGGAGAAGAUGGUGUCGUUCAAGGAUUUCGAUCGGAUGCUCAAGGAAUUGCCGCCGCUUGAUGAAUUAUACAGGCUUUACGCCGAUAAUUGAGCUUCCGAUUUGGGGGAUUUUGGCUUUGGUUUCUCACGUAUAUAUGAAUAAUUAUUUAUUUAUUCUUUUUGGAUUUUUGCGGUGUGUAUAUAUAUAUAUUGUUUAUAAUUAUUUUCUAUUUUAUAAUAUCUGAGUCAGCUGAUUAGCCUGAA
This is a messenger RNA of Salvia hispanica, 484 nucleotides long. Its product is annotated as VQ motif-containing protein 1-like. NCBI's taxonomy places the organism in Eukaryota, Viridiplantae, Streptophyta, Magnoliopsida, Lamiales, Lamiaceae. The record is from RefSeq and is a predicted model, not a curated record.